Adelges cooleyi (spruce gall adelgid) is the source of this 3032-nucleotide messenger RNA. RefSeq names its product platelet binding protein GspB-like. Bases 308 to 2683 code for a protein of 791 amino acids. The transcript is spliced from 6 exons. The record is from RefSeq and is a predicted model, not a curated record. Lineage: Eukaryota; Metazoa; Arthropoda; Insecta; Hemiptera; Adelgidae.
ACAGUACAAUCUCCCUACCGGUUCACCAUCGAGCUGUCGUACGUUACCUGCCAACGACAGGCUUUGGUCUGAGUGUGCGGUUUUUUUCUUUUUACUACACACACACACGAGCGGUAAUCUGUUUUCCUUGCCAGCUUAACUUAAUUACUGUAUAAACAUAAAAACCGGUAUUAAAUAAUACAAUAUAAUAAAUCGCAUAUUGAUCCUGAACCAGUUGUAUAGUGACCGGCGCCGAAAUAGCGUUCUCGCAUUAUCAUUUCAUCCUUCGUGUCAUCCACUAGUCUCCCACAGACUAACGUACCGUACAAUGGGAGUCACCAUUGUGUUAGGAUUGACCGUCUUAUGCGCCACGACUUACAGUGGGGCGUUUGAUUUUUCCGGGUUCGACCAGUUUGGUAAAGCUCUGCACGCGCCUAUCACAAACCAGCCAGGACAACAUUUCAAGUCGGUCGCGGUGCCUAAUCAGCUGAAAAACGUAGCAGCAAAAUUCAACGGUCCGUCAUUCGAUCAGUUCAGACAACCUUUUCAACAUUUCCAGCACGGCGGACCGUUCGGGAGCAACGUCCAACAGUUCGGUCCUUAUCCCGGAUAUCCCGGACCAGUGGUCUAUCCGGGCCACGGAGGCGGCUAUCCCGGUCCAGCACCGUAUCCACAGGCUUCGUACCGUUUCGGUGGUGCCGACCAGACUCCCUUAGGAUUCCAUCCGUUCCCGGCACCUGUUCAGGCGCAGUCCGGUUUCGGUCCGGCCAAAGUCGGCGCAAAGAAGACGUACAAAACCGUACCCGGAGCCGCUGCCAACUUCCCCUUGCCCGGCAAAUAUUUCCAAGAACACAACGUCAACGCAUAUCACGGACCCGAGUUCUCUUCGGCCACCGUGCCUUUCGACCAUAACCUCAAAAACUCCAAGCCCAAAGACGCCGCCGUGUUCGGCCAACCGAUCAUUCCGACCGAGACGAUUUUCAAAAACUUCAACUUCCCCAGCCCCGGAGCCUUUGGAUAUUCACAAUUCGGAUUUCCACAAUAUCAGCCAUACCCACAGAUCCAGUCUUUCCCGCAAGCUCCGACAUUCGGCAAGGCCGAACCGGCCCUCGGUAGCUCUACGAUCAAAAGCCAAGGUAUCGACGAGAGAUUCCGCGCACCCGUUACCCCAACCACUGUUCAAGGAGGUUCGGCAACGUCGCGAUCCACAGAGGUCACAAACCAACAGCCAUCGGUGGCAUCGUCUACGUUGCCUACCGCCGACGACACACUCAAGUCAGAACAAGCCAACAGUUCACCGUCGCAGGAGGAGGCCAACGCCGGCACGACCUCCACCGCCGCCUCCGAAGUUUCGGACAACAAUGAAGCACCAGCGGCUGACGAUACAACGGGCCAACAACCUAACCAAGAACAAUCCGUCGUGGCCACCGGGGAAGGGGUCAACGAACCCAAUGCCGGUAACGAAGGUGCUGUAAACGGCCAAGGUCUGCAAGUCCAAGAAAACGCGUCUCAAGAGCCGAAAGAGUUCACGCCGGUGAUAGUCGAACAAGUCGGCGACAGCUCGAGCGGAAGCACUGACGAAAACUCCAACGAGUCGACGGCGGUAGUCGGUGAUUCUGCUCCGUCGGCGCCAACAGAAACCGCGACGGUUGAAAAAUCCGAAGAGAUCAUAGGAGACAAGCCAGCAGAACCUGCUGACAAACAACCAGUGCUCGUCAACGGCGCACUCCCGGCGGCAUUGCAAAACGGACUGGUCGCGCCUGUCGUAUCCGUGUCAGACCCAAGUGCGGCGAGUCUAUUCGGCCAACCCGGAUUCGCGGCCUUUGCGCAAAAUCUCGACCUACAACAACAACAGCCGUUGUACUUGCCUUACUACGACCCCGUUAGCUUUGCGGGGGCGGGCCUAAGUGCGUUCAAUAACCUCGGCGGAAACAUUCAACAGGAGUCGGUCGCAAUCUCCAACAACGGUGCCCAAGUCAAGGGCGUCCAGAACGGCGAAGCACCCGCUUCGGACAAUACCGUGACAACCGAAAGUAGCAGCAGCAGCACAACCAGUAUCAGCAGCAGCAGUAAUAGUGCUUCGCUAAGUAGCACCGUGUCCUCGACAACAUCCGAUGAUGGUCCAGAGAAAAAAGACACCAGUCAAUCCGGUGCACGAAACGAACCACCCGUAGAAGCACCGAAAAAGAGUAAUACCGUGCAAAUAAUCCAAGACGGUUCGUCUUUCUCUGGACUGCCCACACUCUAUGAUCCGUCGAGCAGCUUACCGUUGGACAGCAGCAAAUUUUUCAACCAUCCGUCAAUAACCGCCUACUCCGGGCAAGCCGCCUUGGACACAUACUCGCCCGAAACGGCGUUCACAGAUUUCGGCUCUCUGUUCCGGCAAGGGUACUUGAUCGAAGGUUCUCCUUCACUGUUGCCAACCGACAACGUGCCGUCCAUCCAGACAAUCAAAUCCGUCACUCCCGUGUCCAUCGCUUCCAAAGACCAUCCGUUCCACGGCCAAGUGUUCAAAUACACCAACGCCCACGUGCCGUACCCCGGUUUGGUAGAGCCUAAGAUCAACCCACAAGGACUUAAGACCUACGACUUUGCUUCCCAGGUCGCAUCUGUCGAAUCGAGCAGCCCUUCGGUGACCAGCGCAGACACGGUCAGCACUACCACUAGCACCACAGAAACGGCAUCGGUUAGCGCCAAGGCCUAAGAUUGUCGCCAUUGCAUUAGAAUGUCAUCCAUACACCGAAACUUCAAAUGCCAUUUUUUUAAAAAUAAUCACACUUAAUAAAUUGUACGUUAAAAAAAGUUUUAAUCCAAGAAGGGUUAAGAGUAGUCUUCGACGGACGACUGUAGAAACCGACAGAUGGACACAUAUACAUAUCAUGAAAUCCCAACCGUCCCGAGACCCUAAACAACUACAAACAACUAAAAAGAGGUUUAUUGAUUAUAAUUAUUUAAAAUUAUUAUUAUUAUUAUUAUUAUUAUUAUUAUUAUUAUUAUUAUUAUGUAUAAUAUUAUAACUAUUGUGAUCUUUUUUGAAACGAGUUUAUAUGUAU